GAGCCUGGCCUGGGUCCGCUUUUGCCGGAAGUGGAGGCUGGCGGAGAGGGCCGGCUCCUGGUCGACAAGGGAACGCGAGCGAGGGGCUGCCGGACCGACGCUCCCGCUCCUUCUUCCCCUUCACGCCAGGCCCGGCCUUUCCCUCCGAGGGAGACGAAGAUGCUGCCUUUGUCCAUCAAGGACGAUGAGUACAAGCCGCCCCGGCUCAACCUGCUCCGCAAGGUCUCCGGGUGGUUCAGGUCAAUCCUAUCAGACAAGACGUCCCGAAACCUCUUCUUCUUCCUCUGCCUCAACCUCUCCUUUGCUUUCGUGGAGCUGCUGUACGGCAUCUGGAGCAACAGUUUAGGUUUAAUAUCAGAUUCAUUUCACAUGUUUUUUGACUGUACAGCUCUGUUAGCUGGACUGGCAGCAUCUGUAAUUUCAAAGUGGAGAUCAAAUGAUGCUUUUUCCUAUGGGUAUGUUAGAGCAGAGGUGUUAGCUGGUUUUGUAAAUGGUCUGUUUCUGAUCUUCACAGCUUUCUUCAUUUUCUCUGAAGGUGUUGAGCGUGCACUUGAGCCUCCAGAUGUGCAUCAUGAAAGACUCCUUCCAGUUUCUAUCCUUGGUUUCCUUGUAAAUCUUGUAGGAAUUUUUGUGUUUCAACAUGGUGGACAUGGCCACUCUCAUGGCUCUGGACAUGAACAUAGCCAUUCACUAUUUAAUGGAGCUUUAAGCCAUGGUCACAGUCAUGGAGGUCAUGGUCAUAGUCAUGAUUCCAAGCAUGGGCAUGACCAUGGACACUCCCAUAGUCACAGCCAUGGACGUGGACAGAGUGAAGAUUACUGUCAUGAUGAUCAACCCAUUGAAUUGUCUGGUGGAUCCAGCAAGCAAAUUCUAGAAGGUGUAUUUUUGCACAUUGUUGCGGACACACUUGGAAGUGUUGGUGUUAUCAUUUCUGCACUAUUGAUGCAAAAUUAUGGUUUAAUGAUAGCAGACCCUAUCUGUUCAAUGCUGAUCGCUAUGCUUAUAGGAGUAAGUGUUGUUCCACUUCUGAGAGAGUCCAUUGGGAUUUUGAUGCAGCGAACUCCUCCCUCCUUGGAAGGGGCUCUGCCUCAGUGCUAUCAAAGGGUUCAGCAAUUGCAAGGAGUUUACAGUUUAAAUGAUCCCCAUUUCUGGACCCUUUGUACUGAUGUUUACAUAGGGACUCUGAAAUUGUUUGUAGCCCCAGAUGCUGAUGCAAAGUGGAUUCUGAGCCAAACUCACAAUAUUUUUACUCAGGCUGGAGUGAGACAGCUAUACGUACAAAUUGACUUUGCAGCUAUGUAGCGAAUAUCUUGGACAUUCCCUUUGGACCAAAGUUUUUUUUAGUGCUGUUAUGAUUUAAAACAUUGUACUUUCUUUGAAACAAAGACCCCUUUCUCUCUGCAGUUGUUCAAAAAUGGAAUACACUGCUGCCUUUCGGCUAGAUGAGAAGAAGGGCACCGUCCUGGACUAGUUGGGCUUGAUUUUCAGCCCCAAACCUUUGUGGAUUAUUUGCUGCGUUUGUUCCAGCAGCAAACGUAAUAAUAAUGUGGUACUGCGAUCAUUGGUUAUGCUUUUUCUGAAGCUCCUGAAGUUACUGCUCAUUCCCAUGAAGCCAGUGUUACACCGAGGGGUGGGGGGUGGGGGGUGCGGUGGAUAAAAACAAAACGUAAUUCUGUUUAUAAUGUCACAGUGCUUGACAUUCUACAACGUAAUUGUAUCUAAGACUGUUUGUACUUUGCAAACUUUAUGAACCAAACCAUAUUGGGUUUUCAGAGUGCCUUUAUAUCAAAAUAUCUGUCAGCACAGAUAUGAAACAUUGGGGAUUUUUAUUACUGUUUGUGGCUACUUCUCGUCUCCAGAAGGAUUCUUGCUUUGUGGAUGAUGUGAUAGUGAUACCCUUUUAAUUAUUACAUUUUGAACUUCCAUGGAGGCGAUUAUUCAAUUUUACAAUACAGAGGAAAACAUCACACAAACCUUGUAUACAAAAUACUUUCACUACCAUAAAGUGAAUCUUAUGCUGACAGUUAUCAGAAAUUACUGUAUGAGGCCAUUUUACUAGAAAAAUUGCAGGAAUCUGGUGCUACCACUUGAUAUCUCCUUAUUUUUCUUCUGUUGUCUGCAGACUUGUCACAAGUUUUUAUGAUGUAUUUGAAAGGAAGGGUGCUUUCCUGUAAUGCUUCUUCUUGGUUUUCUCAGCUGAUUUGGUAACUGGCAGAUUAACAGGGGAAUAGAAAUUUUUAUAUGUCAGUCAACAAAACAUCCAAGAUUUUACUACAGAUUCCACAUUCAUAAUUAAUAUUUAGAAGUAAUUUGGUCUUAUAAUCCUAUGAAUUUUGAAACAGAAUAUUUCUUCAAAAAUCCUGCCAAUAUAUGCAAUAAAACCCAUUCAUUUUUAGUGCUCUUUAUCAUGGAACAUAAAUGACUUUACUGAUCAUUCCCCUAUAUUUAACAUUUGAAUUUGUACUACAUUGUAAGAGGGUCCCCAAAGUUUUUCAGGAAAAUCUUAGGACGUUUAAUCAUCAGGGCCAGUAUUGCAAUGCAUUAUGUAUUGUUCAGUGGUCUUAAAACCAUCAUCUUCCAUUUUGUGCAUUAAUGAGGUUCUUUGUAGGCAUCAUAAGUGAUAAUACAGGGUGUUUCAAAAAGAUGGACCCAGUUUGCAAUUGCUAUAUCUCUACAAUGAAACUCUUACCUCUGUGAAAGGGUGGGGCAUAGAGUUUCUAAAGAUUACCGCUAGAUGCCUCUCCCAGCACACAAGUAGCCCCUGGCCUCAGUCAUUUGUAAGAUGGUGAACCCACAACAUAAGGCCUAAUGAGAUGUUCUCCAUUUGCAGGGUUAUUUUUUAGAUUUGUUUCUGGCUCAAAGUAGUUAGUAAAAUUCGAUAACUCAUUAAAGCAUUUGUAACUUUUUUGUGUGAUUCUAACAUGUUGCCAUUGUGAAAUAUACUGGGUGAAUCAUUUUCUAACACCAUGUAUUUUCUGGGUUUAUCUGAAAGGACUGAUGUAAGUUUAGGGUUUCCCUUAGUAUCACCAGUAAAUUAAUCUCCUUUAUCAGAAUUGAAAUAUGUGGUGGGAAGUAAUUUCUGUUUUUACUGAUCAGAAAAACCAAAAGUACUGGUUACAUUAAUAGAAACCACUCAUCCAUGUCUAACUCCCCCUCCCCACCCCAAUGCAUUUUGCUUGAACCUUUGUGAUGUUAAGGUUGCAUAUGAGAAAAUGAAGAUUGGUAUUAACAUGGCAAAUCGUUUCCCAAUAUACAGUUUUUAAUUUUAAAUGGGGAAAGAACUUUUAGCUACUUAAAGGCUGAGGUAUCAUAGGUAUCAGCUAUGCCUAAAAUGGAAGUGUACUUUCUCUGCAGAAAAUGACUCUAAUGUGAAGUUUCUGUUUGUCUUGGAAUUAAGCUUUCUUGUAAUUUUUCAAACUCUUGCUGGUUCUUAUGUAAUCUCUUACUGGAUAUUUAAUUUCUAACCAACACUUUCUUUUGCUUAAUUUAGAAAUGCCAAUGUUUUGAUACAAAAUACAGACUCCAAAGAUACAUUUUGGCCCUUUACAUUUGUAAGGACUUGUACCUAGACUGCAUUUGUCUUUUGGGAGCAAAGGAACCCAGAAUAUCACCAUGCUGCUUGUUCCCAUGGUUUCUUGGAUUAGUAUGUCAAAACAUGGGCAUUUUGUGAAGUGCAGUGCAGUUCAGUUCAACAGCACAUUGGACUUAAACUUUAAGAAACAUUUGUGCCAUUCUUCACGUACAACAGUAAACUCAUUUCCCCUCUCCACAUAUAGAGCUUUUAAUUACUUGUAGGAUAAACUACAUAAAACCAGUCCCUUUUUUAUGUGAACUGACCCUAUGUCAGAACUUUGCUUUACGUUACAAGGCAAGGUUUCCAAGGCUUGUAUCAGCAUGUGACAAGUCAUUGGGUGUGGCUGUCCAUGAGAAAAUGUACAUUGCUUAACCUUUUAAAUAGUAUUUAAUUGUCAAAAGGCUCAAUCUUUUUUGGAAGUGGGUAGUCCUGUAUAGUUACUACUUUCUACCUUUUGACAAAUAUUUUAUCUGUUAAAUCAUACUUUGCCAAACACAGAAAUUUCAUUUGAUCUAACAUUGGCAUCAGAUAUUUUAUUUUUUAUUUAUUGUGUCAGAAGCGAUUUGAGGAUGCAGUUAUAAUGUAUUUAAGAACACAAAGUUACAAACUUGGCAUUACACUAGACCAGAAGUUGGCCACUUGGAGUGCCUCUGGUGUUGCUGUGAGAAGGUCCUCCAUUGUGCAUGUAGCAGGGCUCAAGACUAUUGUAGUUAGUGGUCUGCGGUUUGCUCGUCUCCACACUUACAUUUUGUGGAUUCCACUUUGUAGCCUCAUUUCUGAAGAUCGGUUCUGUAUCUCGUGGUGCCAGAACGCAGUUCAGUUUAGCACCUUCCAAUUCGCCCAGUCUUCUGUGAAUCCGGGGGCAGUUUCAUCUGGGAUCAGCCAUGGAUUGAGGUUCUGGGUUUUAGCUUACCACUUUUGGCAUCAGAGAUUAAACACAUACACUCCUUUGACACCACCAUAGAUUCUGUGCAGCAGGGAUCUUACCCAACACACAAGCGUGCACAUUUGCUUGUAAUUAUCAUAUUACAUCUUCAGUUUAGGGAAAGAAGUAUCUCAAAGUGGGAUCUUAUUUUUAACCAAGCUCUGCUGCAAGACAUAAUGGGAAACUGUCGUUUUAUAGUCUGUACUGAGAUUGGUGAGCUGUACUUCAUUACAGGGUUGGUCCAUUUUCUGCAUAAUUCUUCAUAGGGCAGAUGCUGCUGCAGAUGGUAGCAACCAUAGCAAUGAAAAUCCUUUGCUGAUAAGCUGAGCAUUGUAGUGCAUUUGUUUACUCUGCAACGGGAAUGGUGACUGCCAGAGGCUCUGGCGUUGCAUUGGCCUUCUGUGAACCUCAGAUAUUUGUCCCCAUCCUUUUAAAAGUAAGUUCCCUUGGAAGUGCCAGAAGCAUUCUCACCAAGGUUUCAAAAUAGGGAUAGGUGGUGCCCAGGUACCCCUAUUUUUUAUUAAAAUUCCCUCCAAAAUGCCUCCCAUUUCACCAUAUUUUUGGGCUGUUGCAGUGCCAUUUUAGGCUCAGAAAAUAUAUUUCCAAGGUAACUCCAGGACUACUUCCUAUGAGGGGAAAAAGCGCUUAUUUAGCCUCAAAUGUGGCCCAGAUAAUCAGAAAUAUUAGUCAUGCUCUUAACAACAUUAUUCAAAAAUAUUUUUUUCAAGAAGGUAUAGUACAACUCGCCAGGGUUCCCUGGCUAGCCAAUGUGAAUUCCCCAAUAUUUGCUCACCUUUGUUUUUGUUUUGGGAAAGGCCUCUGUUUAAAUUAGAAAGUUUGUUAAAAACAAGCAAGCAGUCAAUAAAUUUGGGGAGAAACUCAGGUCUCUCAAAACACCCCCAUCCCUUCUCUAUAACAGUGAAAAGAUUAAGACUGAAUAGUGGAUGCUAACUGCACUUUACCAGGUGAAUAGUCCAUAAGGAGUUAUAAGGUAAAUGAAGUAGUCAAGCUUAGGUAGUUAGUUAUCCAAGGGUUGGGAUGUAAUGCAAAUAAAAUUUACAAUUAUAUUUUUGAUGGAAAAUUAUAGUGUGGUUUCUUUCUUUUUUUCAAACAUGACUGAUUUGGAUGAAACCAGUGGAUUUUUAUAUGUCUUGUGCAAUUUGUAUUAUGUUUUUGAAUUUAGCUGAAUGCAUUAUGUGCUUUUUGCCUAGAAAAAAGAAUUUAUUUUCUGUGUAGCUUUUUAAAACAUUCCUGCAACCUCUCCUGUUUUCUAUUUUGACCAGAUCUUUAGUCUUUUUGCAAUUGCUUUUUUCACUCUGUAAAACAGGGAUGGGGAAAUGCUGUUCUCCAGCUGAUGUUUGAUUGUAACAUACAUUACCUUUCCGCAUUGGCUAUGCUGGCUAAGCCUGCUCAGAGCUAUAGUCCAAUACCAACUGGAAAGUUCCACAUUCCUCAUCCCUGUGUGUCCCACUGACAGAUUAAAUGCCACCAGAGGGCCCUAUGAAAACGUUUGCACCACAUGCCAAAACUUUGGUGAGAAAUAAAAAUACUUGUAGUUAUUAAAUACCCUUCUCCCCAAUUUGGGCUCAAUUCUGUAUGUAAAUUGUUAAACAGAAACAGUGUUUGAAUACUUCACAUCAAAGAGUUGUUACCUUGAAGUGAUAUGUAUGGUGAUCCAAUUGCCAAAAUGUAUACUACUAUUAUUGGAUUGUCCUGCCUAGAACGUUCUGGCUGGCUAGGAAAAUAUUGCUGAAGCUCAGUUACCUAAGGGGCACCUAAAGUGGGAUUUCAUUGUCUACCAGCCUCAUGUUCUCUUUCCAAAUUUGCAAAGUCUUGAUUGGUGCAGUUUUAGGACUUCACUGCCACAAUGAAUAUUUGGGAAUUACUAAAGUUAGUAGCCAGUUUGACUUGCCCUAAGUGCAAUAUUGAACAUUUUAAUGCAUCCUUUUUUCUACUUGAAUACAGUCUCAAUGAAGUAUUUAAACAGCAACUACGUCUGAGGUAAUAUUUGGGAUCAGUUUUCCUAUCAAUAAACUUCUUUUUUCCAAA
Molecule: messenger RNA, 6548 nt
Organism: Anolis carolinensis (green anole)
Lineage: Eukaryota; Metazoa; Chordata; Lepidosauria; Squamata; Anolidae
Gene: slc30a7
Product: solute carrier family 30 member 7
Exons: 11
Coding region: 160-1302 (380 amino acids)
Biological process (GO): zinc ion import into Golgi lumen; intracellular zinc ion homeostasis
Cellular component (GO): Golgi apparatus; cytoplasmic vesicle; membrane
Molecular function (GO): zinc ion transmembrane transporter activity
Source: RefSeq, a predicted model, not a curated record